This is a messenger RNA of Musca vetustissima, 3623 nucleotides long. It is a transcript of the gene RasGAP1, whose product is annotated as GTPase-activating protein. The transcript is spliced from 6 exons. Bases 243 to 3623 code for a protein of 1126 amino acids. Lineage: Eukaryota; Metazoa; Arthropoda; Insecta; Diptera; Muscidae. Gene Ontology annotation, biological process: regulation of GTPase activity; intracellular signal transduction. The record is from RefSeq and is a predicted model, not a curated record.
UUGUGUACACGUUCUGAAUAGUGUGUCCGUGUAUCGGCGUUUUUUACAAAAACAACAACAAAGAAGAUUCAUACAUACAUCCAACCGGAAGGAAGUUUAAUUGCAAAAUGAAUAAAAAGUUCAAAGAAAAAAGAGUAGUAGAAAAGAACACAACGCGGCAACACUGUUAAAUACCUUUACAUACAACCCAAAAAACAUAAAACAUUGAAACGAGCGAGCAAGGAACAUUGAAACGAAACACAAUGCACCUGAAAAAGAAACACCCCAUUAGUUAUGGAUCCAAUAUGGCCGAUAAUACACGGGAAGUACGAAUUGAGGAGCAAUUAAAAGUAAAGAUUGGUGAAGCGAAAAAUCUAAGCAGUCGAAAUGCGGCAAAUACAAGUUGUAGCACACAGGGAACACGAGAUGUUUACUGCACGAUCGCCUUGGAUCAGGAAGAAAUUUGCCGAACACCCACCAUAGAACGUACAUUGUCGCCAUUUUUCGGCGAAGAGUAUCAGUUUAAAAUUCCGCGUCGCUUUCGUUACCUAUCGGUAUAUGUUUGGGAUAGAGAUCGGCACAUGAAACAGGACAAGCCCAUCGGAAAAAUUGCCAUAAAACGCGAAGAACUACACAUGUACAAUCACAAGGAUCAUUGGUUUUCACUCAGGCCGGUCGAUUCGGACUCCGAAGUGCAGGGGAUGGCACACAUUGUGGUACAAUUCGAGGAAUCACCCGCACAGAUUAACGAACAACGUAUCAACAUGCUGCGACCAAGCGAUUACGAUCGCAACAACAGUGAAAUUAUUGAGGAGUUCGUGCAGCAGCAUCAGUCGUUGCAAAACGACUACAAAGAGAAUAGUGAACUGAGCAAUAUACAACGAAACAAUACGAACAAACAUCGAAGCACAGGCGGGACUGGAGGUGGUGGUGGCAAUGGCUCAAUAUUUAAUCUACACCAUCAACAGCAAAGUAUAGAGGACGGCACAAAUUGGAAAAACUCGUCUGCGAAUGGAAAACACUCUCGUGUGACCAUACGUGUCCCGGAGUGCACAGACUUGCCAAAGAAGAAUGGUACUUGUGAUCCCUAUGUUUUAUGUACGGCCACGUACUCAAACAAACGGCAGAUAUUGAAACGAACAAAAUUGCGCAAGAAGACGGUGAAUCCCGAAUUUGAUGAGAGUAUGAGUUUCGACCUUAGUAUUGAAUGCGAUUCCUCGUCCUCGGCGAAAUCGGCACACUACGAUUCGAGCAGCGGAAGUGGAACGAUCAAUUCGAACAAAGCCUACACAAUCUAUCCGGUGGGAGGGGCGGAUUUGUGCGAGAUAACGGUGUCGGUGUGGCACGAUGCUUCUGGCAUGUCUGACAAGGUGUUUCUGGGUGAAGUGAAGUUGCCAAUGCGUAACAAGCAGCAACAAGCAUCCAUUCAACCUUCUGCCUGGUAUUACCUUCAACCGAGGUCGUUAAGCUCCUCAGUGCGGUCAGUGAAUCCGUCGACGCGAUCGUGUGCCACUCCACCGGGCACACGGUUGAGCGGCGACAGUACAAUUGGUUCGCUCCGUUUAAAAAUACUCUAUACCGCCGAUCACGUUUUCCCGCUUGCCACUUACGAUGAUCUUAUGAAUCUACUGCUCGAGUCCGUGGACCAACGACCCAUUACUUUAUCAUCAGUGUUUAUACUGGGCGAAUUGGUGUCAUGUAAAACGGAUGUAUCACAGCCGCUGGUUCGUCUUUUUACACACACGGGCCGGAUCGCACCCAUUAUUAAGGCAUUAGCAGACCACGAGAUCUCAAAUCUAACCGAUCCGACAACCAUAUUUCGUGGCAAUACAUUGGUUUCGAAAAUGAUGGACGAGGCGAUGCGCUUAUCGGGCUUACACUAUCUGCAUCAAACGCUACGGCCCGUAUUGGCGCAAAUACUCGCUGAAAAGAAGCCCUGCGAAAUAGAUCCGUCCAAAGUGAAAGAUCGCUCAGCGGUCGAUACUAAUUUGCAUCAUCUGCAAGACUAUGUAGAGAAGGUAUUCGACGCCAUUACCAAGAGCGCUGUACGUUGUCCCAAAGUGUUGUGCCAAAUUUUUCAUGAUUUGCGAGAAUGUGCCGGACGUCAUUUUCCACACAAUCGUGAAGUUCGAUAUUCGGUUGUAUCGGGUUUUAUAUUCCUGCGUUUUUUUGCACCGGCCAUACUGGGGCCAAAACUAUUUGAUUUAACCACAGAGCCACUGGACUGUCAAACGAAUCGUACAUUGACACUGAUAUCAAAAACAAUACAAUCGCUGGGAAAUUUGGUAAGUUCGCGUUCCUCACAGCAACCCUGUAAAGAAGAGUACACCGGACAGUUGUAUAAAAAAUUCUGCACAGAAAAGCAUGUUGAGGCAGUGAAAGCAUUUCUGGAAAAUAUUUCCACGCCCUGUAUUGAUGAGAACGGAUCCAAUCAUGAAUCCGGCAGUCUCUUCCCCAUUGGGGAGAACAGUCUGGAGCCAGUAUUAUUAAAGGAAGGCAUGAUGACUAAAUACCCGCAAUGUCGCAAACGUUUUGGUCGACGUCCUUUUAAGCAACGCUAUUUUCGUCUGACGACCCAGUCUUUGUGCUAUGCCAAAUCGAAAGGCAAACAACCAAUCUGUGAUAUACCAUUGUCGGAAAUUGAACGCGUCGAACAAUUAAAUGAGAAAAGUUUUAAAAUGCAAAAUUGUUUUAAGAUUGUGCGUAAAGACCGUUCACUUAUUGUACAGACGACUAACUGUGUCGAAGAAAGAGAAUGGAUUGACCUGCUUCAUAAAAUUUGCCUAACCAAUUCCAUAAGAUCACAAUAUUUUCACCCAUCUGCUUUCGUAAAUGGCGUGUAUAGUUGCUGUGAUCGAUCGGAUGAAAACGCGCCAGGCUGUAAAAACGUCUCAGCGGAAGCUAUGGACUAUUUUCAAAUGGAUUUGAUAACGGCAUUGGACCCAGCGUUGGAUUUACAACGUAUUCAUACCCUUAUCAUGUCCCACAUGACACAAUUGGAAACAUUUCUCGAUCAUGUCGGAGUUUUUCAUCAACUGCAACAACAACACAAUCCUUUGGUGGCAACAGCGAUAGCACUGCAACAGCAGUCACCGCAUUUGUAUGCAAAAUUCAAAGCGACAAUUAUGCAGUUGAGAGAGGUGGCGUAUGUCAUCGACAAAGAUCACCGAAACUACAAGCAGGGAAUAUCACGAGAACUAAAGUACGGCAGUCGGCAGGCACCGAUAGGCGACGACAACUAUUUACAAAUGAUGCGCACUGCGGGCCACAUGGAUUUGCAACCACAACAACAACAGCAACAGCACCAACAUCAGCAACAAGUUUUGCCACAAAUGCAAUUGGUGAUGGCAUAUCCGUAUCAUCAACAGCAUUCGCAACAUCCCACGAAUAUGAACGCGUAUUUCAUGCAUAAUCUACAGUCGUCGUCUCAACAACGCAGCGCGCAACAGCUCUACCAGCAGCAGCAGCAACAAAACAAUCAGCAUUCUAUGCGUGCUGCUGCAAUGGUACAUCACCAUUCGUCAGCGACACCUUCGUCUAGCAACUCUUCGACCACAUCUAGUGUAGCACCCACUAUUACCCCCACAUCCAGCAUUUACUUACGUGAAAAGCUACCAGUUGAAAGAUUUGCAAACAAAUGUUGA